Messenger RNA from Colletotrichum orchidophilum, 1185 nucleotides. RefSeq lists its product as uncharacterized. The record is from RefSeq and is a predicted model, not a curated record. Gene Ontology annotation, biological process: fungal-type cell wall polysaccharide metabolic process. Gene Ontology annotation, cellular component: fungal-type cell wall. NCBI's taxonomy places the organism in Eukaryota, Fungi, Ascomycota, Sordariomycetes, Glomerellales, Glomerellaceae. Bases 1 to 1185 code for a protein of 394 amino acids. The transcript has a single exon.
AUGUACACCAAGAAGGCUCUCUCUGUUGUCGCCUCGCUCGCCCUUGCUGAGCAGGCCCUAGGCUUCAACGCUCAUCGCCACAUCCACCAGGACAAGCGCCAUUUGAAGAUUGACGUCGUCACCCAAUGGGUCACUAUCACUGUCACCGAUGGAGAGUCUUUCCCUUCCGCCACUCCCACCCCUACUCCUACGCCCAUUCCUUCUCCUCAGCCUGCGGUCCCUGAGGCCCAGUACACUCCCACCACCACUUCUACCUCCAUCAUUGUGGUUCCUACUCCUAAUCCUACUCCUACCCCGGUCUACGCUGCCCCUAGCACUACUCUGGUCAAGUCGGUUGCUCCCAGUUCGUCAUCUCAGGCUCCCGUUGCUGAGGCCUUGCCCAACGCCGCUGCUGCCGUUGCCUCUGCGCCUGCUAUUCCUCCUGCCAAGCCCACCACUUCCGCUGCCGCCGCCGUCAACCCCCCCUCCACUGGUGGCAAGCGUGGUGUCGCCUACACCGACGCCAGCAAGGUCAGCCCUUUCUUCACCGGCGCCUUCCCGAAAUUCUCCUGGGCCUACAACUGGAACUCCAUCGCUAGCGGCAUCACUGUCUCUGGUGUCAACUUUGUCCCUAUGCUCUGGGGUCCCAUCGACUCCCACACCGCCAGUUGGGCUCAUAACGCUGAUGCUUCCAUCAAAAAUGGCUCUACUUGUCUCCUGAGCUUCAAUGAGCCCGACAUGCCUUCUCAGUCCAACGUUGACGCCGUUUCUGCCGCUGCCGCGCACGUCAAGUACAUGAACCCCUACUCCAGCUUGGCCAAGAUUGGAGCCCCUGCCGUCACCAACAGCAACAACGCCGGCCAGGGUGUCGACUGGCUCAGGGCUUGGGUCGAUGCCUGUAAAACCGCCGGCUGCGACUUCGACUUCUGCCCCACCCACUGGUACUCCGCCGCCAGUGCUGCAGAAAGCCUCUUCAGCCACCUUGACGCGAUCCACGAGGCCUGUGAGGGCAAGCCCGUCUGGUUGACCGAGUUCGCUCCCUUCGGCUCUGACGAUGAGAUCUCCAGCUUCGUCUCAACCAACCUCCCCAAGCUUGACAGCCUGUCGUACCUCGAACGCUACUCUUACUUCAUGGCUUCCGACGGCAUUCUCAACUCCGGCUCUGGCCUCAGCGCUCUUGGCCAGGUUUACGCCGCCGCCGCCUAA